Molecule: messenger RNA, 4192 nt
Organism: Hypanus sabinus (Atlantic stingray)
Lineage: Eukaryota; Metazoa; Chordata; Chondrichthyes; Myliobatiformes; Dasyatidae
Product: sushi domain-containing protein 6-like
Exons: 6
Coding region: 279-1142 (287 amino acids)
Source: RefSeq, a predicted model, not a curated record
AGAUCCUUGGAGGAGGAAGUAAACGGUGAAGGUGCGAUUGGAUACAUUAGCCGUAGGAAAUACGGCCUCUGCUGAGUUACGCUGGCGCUCGGAUACAUUUUGGAAUCCCGAUACACGACCUUUUCCUGGAAUACAUUUUGAAAACGGAUUUACGGCCCCUUCCCCGGAACGCAGCUAUGUUUGGGAUGUGAAUGUCGGCCUGAUCUGCAAUUUGAGCGAUCGCUUCACUUCGGGGUUUGAAACUUUCACGAACCGGCCUUGGUCUCUUGGCUUGAAACAUGUGCAAUGGGAUGAUUUUGCGGAAGAGCCACGGGCAACACCGAGUAACACUGAUUUUGGUGUUCAUCAUCUGCAUUUCCAAAGGCUUUGCGUCAAGUGGCAACUGCCGACACCCAUUUCAGCCAGAAAAUGGGGGUUUUGCUUGCCACCCUUCGUCCUGCAACAACUUCGAGGCCAAAACGGUCAUCGAAUACUUCUGCCACGAGGGCUACACUCUGAAGGGAGACUACAAGUACCUGACCUGUGAGGGUGGAGACUGGGAGCCCGCCAUGGAGGUCAGCUGCAGACUAAGUCAAGAUAAAAAGACAGAGCCAAGUAUUGGAGUGCCGACCCUCUCGAUUGUGGCAUCUACUGCUAGUUCUGUUGCCCUGAUCCUCCUCCUGGUCGUUUUAUUUGUUUUGCUGCAACCAAAGCUGAAAUCAUUUCACCACAGCAGACGAGAUCAGGGAGUGUCUGGGAACCAGGUGUCCGUCGUGGUGGAUGGAGUCCCCGUCUCGCUGCCCUCCUACGAAGAAGCUGUCUACGGCAGUUCGGGCGCGGCCAUUGCACCUUCCGGCUCCCGUGUCCAGAUUGUCCUGGCGGAGGGCCCGACAGCAAGUGACCCGGAGCUGGGGGAAGCAGCCUCCGGCACCAACCCGUGUCCAGGCAACUCCGAGGAGAGCGAAGUGCAGGCUAGCACCAGCCGCUCAGAGACUGUGUUGAUCCACCAUCCCAUCCCCUCCCAUUCAAUUGCACCCCGCAGGUCUCCCCUGAGGCUAUCGCAGUCUUCAGACACUUCAGAAGGCAGCGAUGUUCAGAGUCUUCUGUCUCUCGCCUCACCCGCAGGAUCUGCUGAUGAUAUUCCACUGCUCAAGGAUGCUUAACACAAUCCACGUGAGGUAAAGUGCUCAGCUUCGUCCUCUUCAGUACUUGAUCCUCCACCUCCAGUUGACUCACUCUACUUCAAGACCCCUCGCAGGAGCGCCUGCUGAUGUCUUGUAUGACAAGAAUGUGACAGUGGCAAGUUCUGUGCUAGACAUAUUCUGCAUUGGAAUUAAUCAGUGUGAAUGUGAGGCUGCCUUUAUUCACACUGGUUAAUUUUGAGAGGGGUGACUGUAUAGCAAAGGACAAAUGGGUCUAAUAUUUGCAAUACAUGGUUUGGAUUUGAGGUUCCAUGGUGGGUGAUUAAUUGAUCUGUGCAUUUUAACCACACUUUCUGGUUUGGUCCUUGGCACCUUUCUUGUGUUCACUUUAUUCGGCUGCAGACCAGUCCACUUGUGUUAGGCUAGCCAAGUUCCAGCUGCUUCUUGAAUGCUUAAUCAGAAACAGCAGCAGCAUUAGGCUAUACAGCCCCUCAGAAUACUGUUAUCCAAUGGGAUCACGAGUGAUGUUGUAUCCCAUCCACUUCGCUGCACGAUUUCUCCCUUUAUCCCAGACUUCCUUGACGUCCAAAAAUUGUACAUCAGUCUUCAAUAUUGCGUAUCCUUAGCCUUUUGGGCUAGAGAAUUCCAAAGAUUUAGAAUCCUCUAAGUAAUUUUUUGAUGUCUUGAUCCUGAACCUUUCCUGAGACAUUAGUCUGAGCUCUCCAGCUUGUUUCAAUGCACUCAUCUCUCAUUCAGUAUUCAUCAGUCUCAUGGGACACUACUUCAUCCCAGGAAUUAAUUAACACUGUUCUUCCUUGAGUAGGUCUCCCUAACCAGAGACAGUACUCAGACAGAAAGCCCAGCAUAUUUGCAUAGUCUUUGCACUUGUACUUAUGUUGCCUUGCAAUAAAGGCAGCAUACUAGUAACUCCUACUUUUAACUUUCUCAAUUUCAUGAACCACAAUCUUCUAUAUGUUUGCUAACUUCUCACCAUCUUAAAAAAGAUCAAUUUUGCCUACCAAAGUGAAUAGUUUCCCACUUUAAUCCAACUACUAGGCUCUCCUAGUUGAGAACCCCAAUGAAAUUAAUUAAACACACCUUGUUUUUGAGGGUGAACAUGUUCAGUGUUCAGUGGGAGAUCUCUGGAGAAUGUUGCUCAGUGCUGAAUAAACUUCUACCCCUUCCUGACUCCUACCACUUGAUAAGCUGGACUUGGCUUUGCAAAUCAAGAUUCAGCAUUUCAGCAGGUGCCCACCAAACAGGGGCUUUGUCUGAUAAAUGUGCAGCUAGGGACCAGGGUCAGUGGCAAGUUUCUUCAACUGAAAGAACCUGUGUUUAGUUCAUUAUGCCACAAUGUCUCAAAUAUUUUACCCCAAUGAAGUACUUUGGGCUUUAGACUACAAACACGUUUUUCACUGAGAUCAUACUCAUUGGUUUCUAUUAUGUAGCUUAAUCUAACAUAUCACCUGCAUUCUGCACUGAACCUCACAGUACAGGUUCAGCCUAGAUUUAUGCUCCAGUCUCUAGAGGGACUUGAAUCCACAACCAUCUGACUGAAGUGAAAGGCUGCCAACUGAGCCAUGGCUCAGUGCCAAGAGUGCUCAAUGUCUCACUUUCUUUUUCACUAUACAUAUCUCUCAGCUGAUCCCACAAAACUAAUGAGAAUGUUGAGAUUGGGGCAUCAAUAUCUGAAAUCCCUGCCCUCCCCCACUCAAUGCCUGUAAUCCUCUAUGGCUGAUUUACCAAAUACCCGUGGACAUUCUUCACCUUUGUAUGGUGUAAAUAAAAGGGAAAGUGGGAAUCUAUAUAUUUAAUCUCUUUGCCUUGCUGACUUGAAUGGUGUAUGUGUGUCUGUGUGUGUUACACUUGCAUUAGCCUUCACUUUAACUAAACGGCUAGGGAAUUUGGGAUUCCAGGUCACAUAGCAACAUCUGAUGCAAGUUGUCAACCUGAGACAAUAUUUUAAAAUAUUGUCUCAACAAAGCAUCUAUUUGCUCAUUUGGUGAAAUAAUUUUUGGGUGCUUCACAGGAGUGUUACCACACAAUAUUUUUUUUUAAAAAGUCCUUUUGAACACACUAUGGGUUAAGGCAUGGUAGAGAAAGGCAGAGAGUUGAGGGGAAAUGUCAGAGAUUAAAUGUGGGAGCUGGUUAAAGAAAUGGUCUAUAUUGUACACUUCUACAAAGCCCAUAUUUAAAUAGGUACUUGCUGUGAAGCCUCCACACCCCUCAAUGACUUUCUGUACAUCUAAGGGCACUACUUCUGUUCUUUGCUUUAUAGCUGAAUGUGUUGGGAAGAGAAUAACAUUCCGUACAGCUGCUCUUUAUCCUAUAACGUACAAUAAGUUUUACCCAAACUCCAGACCAGCUGGAACAAUUGCAGAAAAUCAUUUACUACUACUGGACUAUGCCAACAUUUAUCCUGCACAAGCUAUUCUGCCUACUGCUAAUAUUCACAUAAUCCCACGAGCACUUCAUUGCUCAUAUUUAUCAUUCUCAUCAACUAUGCCUUAUUGUAGUAAAUGCUACAUUUUCACCAUACCCUGAAGACAGACACCCCAUCCACAUUUAGCAAUAUCAAACCUGCUGUAGAAUUUACCUAGAAAACUAGUUUUUCCAUUAUCCAAUGCUGAUGUUUGAGAGGAUUUGUUUGCGUGUAUGCCUGUGCCAAGAUCCAAAUCUUGGAUUAACCAUCUAUUUUGUAACACCCCCUGUACCUUAGGCUUUUGUCUAUAGAGGGGGGCAUUGAACAGAAUAUACCAGUUCUCUCCAUUUCUCAUGAAAGAGGAUGUUUUGUACAGUAGUGCUUCGCUGCUGCUGAUACAGAGACAAAGGCACUGUUUCCUAUAACUUGCCUGUUAGUGUAAUGGAGUGGUGCUUGGUUGAUGUGUUGGCCACUCUACCUGUCCCUCUUUGGCUUUUGCUUUAAGGUUUCUCUGGAAUCCUGUAUAUUGCAAUGGGUGUCAAGAUAGUAUUUUAAUAUUUGUAUAAAGUUAAUUUAAGUUUAAUUGUACUAUGUAUAUAACUGCAUUUCUAAAUAAAUUUACUCUAAGUGAGGUGAUGAUCAGGAGGAA